Molecule: messenger RNA, 1116 nt
Organism: Acanthocheilonema viteae
Lineage: Eukaryota; Metazoa; Nematoda; Chromadorea; Rhabditida; Onchocercidae
Source: the annotation of a GenBank genome assembly
AUGAAUUUCUCAGUGGAAAGUGAAGUUGAUAGUAACACGACUGACAGUGCAGAUGGUUCCUAUUUCUUAGUAUCUAGUUAUUCAUUGCUCGAUUUUUACAUUGGUCUCGGCUUGGCCAUUUCAUCAUCCUUAUUUAUUGGUAGUUCAUUUAUCAUCAAGAAAAAAGCACUUAUCAAGCUUGCGCAAAUUGAUUGUACCCAUCGUGCCUCUGAAGGAGGUUUCGGUUAUCUACGUGAAUGGUUGUGGUGGUUUGGCGUAUUGACUAUGGGUACUGGUGAGGCGUGUAAUUUUGCAGCAUAUGCUUUUGCACCAGCAAGUCUAGUAACACCACUUGGUGUGCUUAGUGUCAUUGUGACAGCAGUACUGUCAUCGAAAUUGCUCAAAGAACGUUUAAAUCUGCUAGGUAAAAUCGGUUGUGCGGUUUGUCUUCUUGGUUCAACAGUAAUCGUCUUACACUCACCGAAGGAAGAAGAGGUUUCUAAUAUGGCUGAUUUGGCUCUUAAAAUGAGAGAUGCAGGUUUCAUUUUCUAUGUGGUAGCAGUGAUUUUGGUAUCACUAAUAAUGAUUAUUUGUGUGGCACCACGUUUCGGCCGUUCUAACAUUUUGGUGUAUAUAUUUAUUUGUUCUAUUAUUGGUUCUCUUUCUGUGCUAUCUGUUAAAGGACUUGGUUUAGCCAUUAAGGAAACAAUUGGUGGGAAGCAACAAUUUACUAAUUUUCUUACAUGGUUUUGGCUUGUUGCUGUAAUUCUUUGUAUUUCCAUACAACUGAUAUAUUUGAAUAAAUCCCUGGAUAUGUACAACACAUCGAUGGUAACGCCUAUAUAUUAUGUAUUCUUCACAACGUUUGUAAUACUGGCCUCAUCGAUUUUAUACAAAGAAUGGUCUCGCUUGGGCGCAAGCGAUGUUUUAGGCAAUGUUGUCGGUUUCCUGAUCACAAUCAUUGGCAUUUUCCAGAUGCAGUUGUUCCGUGAUGUGAAUAUAACGCUGCGACACUUGCGAAUGCUUAUUCAUAAGCCUUCGACAAAUAUAAAUUCAUUCGAAACAAUGAAUAGUGCUACAUCGUUGGUUGAUGAUUUGCCAGGAGGUGCUGCAAAUCAUCAACAAAUCUACACUUAG